UCCUCACGCAAUUAUUUCCUUUUAAAUGCGCUGUCUUUGUCAUUACAGUAGUAUGCAGAACUUCUUAUAAGAGAGCACUCUACCAGCUGAUAAAAUGUCUUUACAUAAAACAUUUACUUGUACCUUUGUGUUAUUUGCAAUGUUAUUGCUUUCAAAUAUUGGUGGUGAGCAUCUACCUUAUAGAGACAUACCCCUUGGUUUCCUGGACAUUUCACAGUACCAAGAUUUGUACAAGAAUGCGUUCAAUAACAUGAAUCCAUUGUUGAAAGGUCCUCUCAUUCCGGUAGCUGAAAUGGUUUUCGAUACUGUUGAGUGUAUUUUGAAAGAUUUGUCUAUGAUUGGUUGCAAUAUGAACACGACUCUCGACUUAUUUGUGCUAUUGAGACAAUGCAGCGAUGGCAAAGGACUUCUGUCUGAACUCUCGAACAUUGAUAAGCUAGUUCCUGAAAUCGGUAGUCCACUUAUCAUUCCACCGACUACAAACGAUGCACUCUGCGGAGCUGCAUCAUGUGUGUCACGUACUAUCCCUGCAGAUAAAGUGGCUAUUUUAAGACAUGCCAACAGUGCUCAGCGACCUCUCAAAAGCAGCUCCGGUAUCAGCCAGGUUUGUUUGGAAUCAGACACACACAAGUUACUUUGAGUAGUUGUUAGUACUCCCAUGUAUCAAUCUAUGGAUAAUGAAAUAUGAAAAUUUUUCUGUAAUUUAAUAAUGAAAUUUGUAAUAACUGA
Molecule: messenger RNA, 729 nt
Organism: Parasteatoda tepidariorum (common house spider)
Lineage: Eukaryota; Metazoa; Arthropoda; Arachnida; Araneae; Theridiidae
Source: RefSeq, a predicted model, not a curated record